AAUUUUACCAAUAAUGAAAUCGAAGUUUCCAAGCCAAGCCUUCCCCUUGAAAUCGCUACGACAACGGAAGACGAGCCAGAGGCUUCGCUUUCAGGAAACAUGGCUAACUGUAACACAUCACAAACAACAACGGUGGAGGAGUCUCCGUCGUUCUUCGGCCUUCCGUGGCCCGAUCUCAACGACGGCUUGUCUUACAGUGACAUUGUUUCUUCCUCCGAUUCAGAAUUGACGCUGAUUGAAUUCUACUCUAGCAAGUAUAACAAUUCGGCUCCAUUACACGGUUGGUUGCAGCGAAUCCAAAAUGGACAGAUAACAAUUGAUGGUGUGAUUGUUAAAGAACCCAACAUAAUUCUCAGGGGUGGUUCAGAACUUGUCUACCACAGGCUUCCUUGGAGAGAGCCUGAUGCACCUUACAUGCUACAAAUUCUAUAUGAAGAUGCUGAUCUGAUUGCUUUAAACAAGCCUUCUGGUCUGCAAGUUUUGCCUGGAGGGCUUUUCCAACAGCGUACUGUUUUAACACAACUUCAGUGGUGGGCAAAGAAAAAAACUUCUUCCCUACUGAGCCAAGAACAACAUCCUGUUCCUGUUCAUCGCCUAGGAAGAGGCACAUCAGGAAUAUUACUUUGUGCAAAGUCAAAGCUUGCCAAGACUCACCUAGCUGCAUAUUUUGCUGAUGGCACAUCUCGUGUUGGAGAUAUCGGCAAUACCAGCACGAAGCUUGUCAAGGGAAGGAAAAUUUCGAAGAUAUAUCGAGCACUAGUAGAUGGAAUACUCAAUCAAGAUAAGGUUAUCAUCAAGCAACCAAUUGGAACAGUACGCUACCCUGGUGUAGCCAAAGGAUUGUAUGUUGCUUCGCCUUCAGGCAAGCCAGCAUUAAGCAAAGUUGAAGUACUUGAGAGAGAUGUGCAGGGAAACCAUACAUUGGUCCAGGUUGAGAUUGAGUCAGGACGGCCGCACCAAAUUCGUAUUCAUCUUUCUUUUAUAGGGCAUCCUUUGUUAGGUGAUCCUCUUUAUGUUGUUGGUGGGCAACCGAAGAGCUUUGAAUCUGAAUACGUGGAUGAAAGUUUUGCCCAAGACGGGUAUGGAAGUACUACUAUUAUUUAUAUGGACAGUUACUUUAUGCUUUUGGUAUUUAUUUAUUUUUCCCCCUUCACCUGGAUUACUAUUAGUUCAAAAGAAAUUUCUACUUUCCAUACACAUACUUUUGCCACAUUUCUUGUAGUUAUUUAGAUUGGACCAGUUAAUCAGAAAGCAGAUUUUACGAAGCAAAUGGAGAAUUUUGUUUCCAAGUGUUUGGAAAUAAAAGAAGCAGGACUUUCACCAAGAAUUUAUUAUCUUCUUGAACCUUUGAGCUCUCUCCUGGUUGUCUUGAAAGCAAAGGGAACAUUAUAUGAAAUCUAGCUCAAGUGUUUUGCACUUAUCAAAUUUAAAUAUGCAUUUCUUGGUGAUUGUAGAUCAUUGCUGAUUGUUUUUAAACUUU
Messenger RNA from Manihot esculenta (cassava), 1480 nucleotides. Its product is annotated as RNA pseudouridine synthase 5. The record is from RefSeq and is a predicted model, not a curated record. The coding region runs from base 100 to 1230 and encodes 376 amino acids. The transcript has 12 exons. NCBI's taxonomy places the organism in Eukaryota, Viridiplantae, Streptophyta, Magnoliopsida, Malpighiales, Euphorbiaceae. Gene Ontology annotation, biological process: pseudouridine synthesis. Gene Ontology annotation, molecular function: RNA binding; pseudouridine synthase activity.